AUGGGUGAAACAGAGGAUGAGAGGAGCGCCCAGGCGGGGCAGCUCUUUGAGAACUUUGUCCAGGUGUCCACGUGUAAGGGCACUCUGCAGGCCUUUAGUAUCCUAUGCAGGCAGAUGGAUCUGGAUCCGCUGGACUACAGGAACUUCUACAGCAACCUCAAAGCCACGGUCACCAAUUGGAAGGCCAAUGCCCUCUGGACCAAACUGGACAAGAGAGCCGGCCACAAGGAGUACAAGAAAGCCAAAGCCUGUGAGGGCACUAGGGUAAGAAGUCAGACAAGCUAUCACAGUAAUCAAAUGCACAAGUCAGACUCACAACUUUGUGACAGAGGUUGGAAGUCGUUUUAGAUUUGAUACAAUAAAUGCAGCAUCUAGAUAUAAGGAACAAGCCUUAAAUGAACAAACCCCGUAUUUGCCAUUGGGCAGACCUCCCACAUUGGGAUUGAAUAGAUGAUAAUCUCCAUGUUAAUAUCCCAUAUCUGCAUAAAGACUGAUGAUUCAUAGCUGGUUGGUUUUGAUUUAGAACUUCCCUGGGUCGCAUUUUAUUUGGAUACUCCCAUAUAGAUGGGGGCGGCAGGUAGCUUAGUGGGUAAGAGCGUUGUGCCAGUAACCGAAAGGUCGCUGGUUCUAAUCCCAGAGCCGACUAGGUGAAAAAUCUGUCUGUGCCCUUGAGCAAGGCACUUAACCCUAAUUGCUCCUGUAAGUUGUUCUGGAUAAGAGCGUCUGCUAAAUGACUAAAAAUGUUUAAAAAAAUCUACAGAUGGUCAUACUAUCAACAAAGUAUCUGUUGAUAAGAAAAUGCUUGUUAACGUUAGGUUUAGAAUAAGGGUUAGUAGAUAGUUAGUUGAAAUGUUGUUGACAGUUACUGAACAUCUACUGAACCAAGGCCGGAUUACCAAACGGGCCCCCCAGAUAGCCUAUGAAUACAGGGGUUGGGCGCCCUGGAGGUAGGUGCCCCAGGGCCCCAAAUGUGGUAGUCCGGCCCUGUACUAAACAUCUACACACCAUCUACUUGGGAGUAUCCAAAUAAAGUGUUAUCCUUCUCUGUGUCAGAUGUAGGUAAGACUCUGGUCACCAUCUGAUGGAAUUGGCUACUUUUAUUAAAGGCACAGUGCAGUCAAAAAUAUAAUCAUAUCACAUGACUGGCAGUUUACAUCAUAGAUAUACAUUCAAGUUAAACCGUGAGCAGAGCCUGUGUUCUAUUUAAUUCUAUGGUUUUACAGUAUGUUAGAGUACUAUCUGUACAGUAAGUUCAUAACGCGACUUCUCUUUCAUGAUAAUGUGAUGACACAUGUGAAACAGACUGUUUGUGUGUAUCUCUUAUCGUGUUUCACUGUCUUGAGAUAUGAUAUCACUGCACACCCAGCUGGUAGAUGUUUGUGAGCAAUGUGGAGAAACGAACAGCUACGCUGCACACGUCCAUCGGAUCAUUUUAAACAAAGAUAGCAUGAUAAACCUCCUCAUUUUGUUGUGAUAGAUUUGGUGAUUUUACACUGUCAAAGAAUUGGAACAAAGAAUGCAGGCUGUUAAAAAAAAAAUCUGCCCAUUUAUGUCCACGUUUUCUAGCAUGUUUAGCAUGGGGACAAUUCCAUGUUAACAGAAUGAUGCUGAGACUUAGAUUUUUCACUUUUUAAAAUGAAUGCUAAACCACAACUCUUGAGUUGACAUGUUGUUCCCCAUUCAGUUCCCCUUACGAGGCCUUGUUUUACCCUUUACUCUUUUAUGCUGUAUACCAGAGGUUGCAAUACAAUAGAACUUACAGUACCAGUCAAAAGUUUGGACACACCUACUCAUUCAAGGGUUUUUCUUUAUUUUACUAUUUUCUACAUUGUAGAAUAAUAGUGAAGACAUCAAAACUAUGAAAUAACACAUGGAAUCAUGUAGUAACCAAAAAAGUAUUAAACAAAUCUAAAUAUAUUUGAGAUUCUUCAAAGUAGCCACCCUUUGCCUUGAUGACAGCUUUACACACUCUUGGUAUUCUCUCAACCAGCUUCACCUGGAAUGCUUUUCCAACAGUCUUGAAGGAGUUCCCACAUAUGAUGAGUACUUGUUGGCUGCUUUUCCUUCAUUCUGCGGUCCAACUCAUCCCAAAACAUCUCAAUUGGGUUGAGGUCGGGUGAUUGUGGAGGCCAGGUCAUCUGAUGCAUUACUCCAUCACUCUCCUUGGUCAAAUAGCCCUUACACAGCCUGGAGGUGUGUUUUGGGUCAUUGUCCUGUUGAAAAACACAUGAUAGUCCCACUAAGCGCAAACCAGAAGGGAUGGCGUAUCGCUGCAGAAUGCUGUGAAUUCUAAAUAAACCACUGACAGUGUCACCAGCAAAGCACCCCCACACCAUCACAACUCCUCCUCCAUGCUUCACGUGGGAACCACACAUGCAAAGAUCAUCCGUUCACCUACUCUGCGUCUCACAAAGACACGGCGGUUGGAACUCAUCAGACCAAAGGACAGAUUUCCACUGGUCUAAUGUCCAUUGCUCGUGUUUCUUGGCCCAAGCAAGUCUCUUCUUCUUAUUGGUGUCCUUUAGUAGUGGUUUCUUUGCAGCAAUUCGACCAUGAAGGUCUGAUUCACGCAGUCUCCACUGAACAGUUGAUGUUGAGAUGUCUGUUACUUGAACUCUGUGAAGCAUUUAUUUGGGCUGUAAUCUGAGGUGCAGUUAACUCUAAUGAACUUAUCUUCUGCAGCAGAGGUAACUCUGGGUCUUCCUUUCCUCAUCAUAGCGCUUGAUGGUUUUUGCGACUGCACUUGAGAAACGUUCAAAGUUCUUGGAAUGUUCCGGAUUGAUUGACCUUCAUGUCUUAAAGUAAUGAUGGACUGUCGUUUCUCUUUGCAUAUUUGAGCUGUUCUUGCCAUAAUAUGGACUUGGUCUUUUACCAAAUAGGGCUAUCUUCUGUAUACCACCCCUACCUUGUCACAACACAACUGAUUUGCUGAAACGCAUUAAGAAGGAAAGAAAUUCCACAAAUUAACUUUUAACAAGGCACACCUGUUAAUUGAAAUGCAUUCCAGAUGACUACCUCAUGAAGCUGCUUGAGAGAAUGCCACGAGUGUGCAAAGCUGUCAUCAAGGCAAAGGGUGGCUACUUUGAAGAAUCUCAAAUAUAAAAUAUAUUCUGUUUUGUUUAACACUUUUUGGGUUACUACAUGAUUCCAUAUGUGUUAUUUCAUAGUUUUGAUGUCUUCACUAUUAUUCUAUAAUGUCGAAAAUAGUAAAAAUUAAAGAAAUAAAAACCCUUGAAUGAGUAUGUGUGUCCAAACCUUUGACUGGUACUGUAUGUCGAAGAGGUGAACGCUUUCGAUGUAGCUAAUCACAUUUUCUGUAAUCACACUUCAUUUAACCUUUGCAACAGUUUGUUUACCUUGGUUGUGUUUUAAUUACAGUUUGUAUUGUACACUGAUGAUGUCUCUCUCUUCCUCCCCCCCGCCCCCACACAGUCUUUGAUCAUUGGAGGAGGGCCCUGUGGCUUGCGCACAGCCAUCGAGCUGGCUCUGCUGGGGGCCAAGGUGGUGGUGAUUGAGAAGAGGGACACCUUCUCCAGAAACAACGUGCUCCACCUGUGGCCCUACACCAUCCAUGACCUCAGGGGCCUCGGGGCCAAAAAGUUCUAUGGCAAAUUCUGUGCCGGAGCCAUAGACCACAUCAGUAAGUUUCAUUCUUAUCUCAAUGUGAAGUAUGUUAAGUAAUAUUAUUCUUCCUUGUUUUGGUGUUCUGUUGGGGAAAACAGACUAAGGUUUUUUUCAGAUGCUAACAGUUUUUAUCAGAUGGUAAUGUUGUUACAUGAUCUGUCCCUCCAUGUUCUUCUUCUUUCAAUAUAUAUCCGGGUUGCUCUGCCGAGAAAUCUGAUGAUUGUGUGUGUGUGUGUGAGAGAGUGUUAUACAUCUCCCUGCGACUUCCUUGCCUUAGAUAACAUGCAAAGUGGAGGAGCCCAUAGAUGCAAAAAAAACCACUGCUGCCACAUAAAGUGACCUUAUGGUGUCCUCUAUCAGGGUCAUAAAUACUCACUGAAAUGGACGCUGCUUCUCAGGUUAACUUAUGAAGUUGAAAACAGAUUUACCAGCUGCUAGCUAGCUACUUCUAUACCUCAGAAUGGAAUCAGUCAUGUGGCAGUUCAUUAACCAUGUGUCUCUAAGCCUAGCAAGGCCACAGGUUAUUGGAGACUGUGUGUAGAUGGAUAUGUGUUGUUAAAGCCCUCAUGCAGUCUUUUUUUUAAUGAUCUUAACAAAUCACUGUUUAUUUCAUGAAAAAAGCUCCAAAAAUAUGAUUCAUCAUUUAUUUCCCUGAGCCUCCUUUUGCCAUUGAAAUGCUCAGUCUGAUCGUGUGGGCGUGUCGAUACAAAUUGAAAUAUAUUUACAUACAAGGCCCUGAUUGGCGGAUAGGAUCAUCUAGACUCUGGAGCCUACUCCUCUUACCCCUUCACAGUAGGAGGAUACAUAUGAAAAUAAAAGAUGAUGGUGAUCAGAAUAAUCAGAUCAGAUUGUUCUAUCAUGAUCUGGGCCAAAAACUCCAUCCCACCUGAAUAGGCUGAAAUUCCAAUAAUUCUUUUCAUUACGCUCUUACACAAAAAGGCCUUAAUCAUAGUUUUCAUAGUGUGAAAAUACUGUAUCAGGAAAAGCACUUUUUUAACUGCACUGCCACUUUUUAAAUAAACCUGAUCUGUUUGUCUAUGAAGGUAUUCGACAGCUCCAGCUCAUGCUGUUGAAGGUCUCCCUCAUCCUGGGAGUGGAGGUCCAUGUCAACGUGGAGUUUGUCAAACUGCUGGAACCUCCGGACAAGCAGGAGAAUGAAGGUUACUUUCUUUCUUUUUUUGUCUGAAAAUACAGCUUUUCCCACCUUUGGACAGGAACCGGUCAUGUUUUUAAUCUUUCUGUCCACUUUUGACUCCAACACAGUGACACAGUGGUAUCAGGUCCAGCUUCAGUCUGUGAAAGGAAGUUUCAGAACUUCAAACCUCCAUUAGGGCUUGCACAAUUACCGUAUAAUCAUGUAACAGACGAUUAUGGAUGAAGAACGUCAUGACACCAUUUGGGCUGUGGAGUCUGUUUCCGGGGUAAAAUGGAUACUGUACAAUGUGAUGAAACUGUGUUGCUCUUUGCUGAAACAAGCAAGGUGUAGCAAACAGGAACCGGUCAUGCCCCCCUCCCUGCAGCAGCAGCGCAUUAUUAAUUUUUUGCAUAAUUCUUUCGCUAUUCAAAUGAUUAGCGGUGACCGCGGCCAUUUGGCUGAACAACAACCGUCAUCCAUGACCGUCACAGCCCUAGCCUCCAUGCCAUGUUAACAUGUCCAUGGCAAUCAUCACUAAACAGCUGUGUUUACAACAAACAAUUUAUUUCUGUUUAUUUUACUGUUAUUUCAUGCUUGCAUAUUUGUCAUAAAUCUGCUUUAUAUAUUGUUGUUCUGCGAAUGAUUUGGACUAUUGCAAGGCUCCACAACCCUUUCUCUGCCUCAAAAUGACAUCACACGCCACAGACUGAUUGGCUAGGUCUCAAUCUUGUGUUCUUUAUUAGAAACACGUGCCCCAUAAUACCAUUUACAUGUAGAGGCUGCCUCUAGAGCUGCAGUGAAGCGCAUGUGCUUUGUAGAUCAAUGUUGCUUGCCUAAUUUUAGUUGAUGCCAAAAACAAGCCCAUUGUAUAUUUAUGAAGCUGCAUUUCAAAGUCCCUCAGAGUCCCUAAGCUUCACCAACUGUCCCAUUUUGAUUUGAACAUUGGAUUUGAACAAGCGUCCUGUUUUUCUCCUAGUUAUUUCUUCAGUAGCAUGUGGUGGCAGACUUGUCACUAGAUAAAUAUAGAAGACUUGCUUGGGUUUGCAGAAGACGGAGAUGGAAGACUAGCCUAAAUGUAGGGUUGCAAUGUUUCCUUCUCUGCAGCAGUGACCGUGUUCUUCAGGGGGUACCUCAGGAGAAUGUGCUGUGGGCCUGGCGUGUUUCUGUAAGACUGUGUGGCAUGAGUGUUGAGCUGAAAUGGAGAGGGUCACUGUUUCGCUCUGCAUCAUUGCCACUCACCACGCUGCAUUGUGAAAGAUUACAAACCCUCAGCAAGACUCCAGCUAUUUAUAGAGUUGCAGACAACUUAGCUAUGUAUUAUGUAUUUAACCAUGCCCUCACAUUAAUCUAAAAGCACGAUGUAGUGACUUGUCAUCAAUAACAAACUCCGAUGCAAUCUUAACAGUCAUGGAAAAUAGAAAAUGUUUACAAUAUAUUGCUUUAUUCAUAUGGCUUGCCGCUGUCUCGGAACACUUGUCUAAUACUGUAUCUUCUCCUUUUCCCAGGGCCUGGAUGGAGAGCUGAGAUCAGACCAUCAAACCACCCCCUCACUGACUUUGAAUUUGACGUGGUGAUUGGUGCGGAUGGACGCAGAAACACGCUAGACGGUGAGAACACAUGAUGGAGAUGUUAUUGGCUCUACACAGUGUUUGACUGUUUAAACAUUGACAGGAGGCUGGAAGACCCUUGGUGCAUGGUUAAAAGUUGCACACCUGAACAUUUUAAACUAAAAAAGGGGCAAACUACAGAGUUUCAGUCAUAGCCAUAAAAUACUAGACAGGGAAAGUCCAAUAGAAAUGCACACAUUCUGAAAUGGCAUUUUUGUCCCCCCCCCCCCCAGUUGUAUUAUUGGAAUGUGAUACAAAACGAGGCAGAUGUGUGCUUUAGGACCAUGCGGACACCUCCGAGCGGUCGGGUAGGCUGCUUGGAGUGUUUAUCCGACUGGAUUAAAAAAAUAUAUAUAUAUAAUUAUGUCCCCCCACUUCUAAAACCAAAGUUGCGCCCCUGGUAGUGACUACUACUCUUCAUCUGCAGUUAACUCUAGUUAGCACUGGCAACAUUUGAACCGUAUCAGAGCACUUUGCCCAGAGGUCUACCUGGGAGCCUGAGAAGAUGAACAGCUUGUAUACAGACUGACCCUGGUCAUGUGACGGGUGAAAGUCAAUUACAGUAUUGGCAUCAGUCUUGAGCGUAGUCUGACUCUGCACCUAAAAAGGAAAGAAAAUGGGUUAAUCAUCACCCAGACAAGAUUAUUACUCAAAGUUCAAAGGUAGUAUUUUGUAAUGCUCUGGUUUGUUUAGUUUUUUUUGCAUAAUCUGAACCUUAUCAUCAGUCUGUUUAUUACAUGGUGAUAUAAGAAUAAUACAAUCAAAGUAUUACUCUAUGUAAUAAAUCAGUCUGAUCCAGUUUAAUACAAUAUAAAAUGAUUAACAUCCAAAACGUUAAGUGUCCUUAGCAGAACAAUAACAAUACUUCCCCUCAGGUUUCAAGAGGAAGGAGUUCCGGGGUAAGCUGGCCAUCGCCAUCACAGCCAACUUUGUCAACAGGAACACCACGGCCGAGGCCAAGGUGGAAGAGAUCAGCGGAGUGGCCUUCAUCUUCAACCAGAAGUUCUUCCUGGAGCUCAAAGAGGAGACAGGUGGGUCCUCUACCAAACCUGACCCCCCUUGCCUGGUCCCAGAUCUGUUUGUACUGUCUUGCCAAUGACCAUAGGAGUUGUCAAGACGGCACAAACAAAUCUGCGACCAGGCUAAUUUACCUCUAGAAUUCUGAUUCCCUAGGUGUCGUCAUCAUCACAUCAGUCCAGUGGGAACCAAAAUAAAAUGUUUUAAUCAAUGAAACCAGUGUGGCUCCUACAAAAAAGGGAGUGUUGUGUUUACAAUUAAGUACCAGCCUGUCAGGUAGAUAAGAUGUGCUUUGCCAUGCUAACACACCAUGGAGGAUCCUGUGCUGCUGAUUCUCCCAGCCUGCUUGGCUUUGUGAGGACAGUUAGCUCAGCAGUGAAGACAGGCUGGAAUCCCUUCCCCCUCCAAUCCCCUCUUAAUUAAAGGGCUGUGCCCCAUCACUCACAUGGAUCAGAAGAUACACACUGUAUGUGGAGCAUGAUCCACUGGCCUAAUCCCUACUGUACGGUUGGGGUCAACUAAUACAACCUGGUCAACAUGAUGACGGACAUAAAGGUGUUAAUGAAUCUGUUGUCUUGUUAUUGCAGGGAUUGAUCUGGAGAACAUUGUGUACUACAGAGACAACACACACUACUUUGUGAUGACCGCAAAGAAGCAGAGUCUGCUGGACAAGGGGGUCAUCAUUCAUGUGAGUGGUGUUUGUUUUGCUCCUUUGUGUUCACUUUCCCCAUAUGUCAUUCCCCCACUCUUCCACUCCCCAACAGUUCAGAUAUUUACAGCUGUGCCCUAUAUGUCAGAGGGUGCUAAAUCUCAGCCCUGGCUUUGAAAUGGGAAUGAAAGCACAGAACAAGAUACAUUGGAUUGGAGUGAGAGAGAAAAAAGUGUUGCUGUGUGAGAAGGAAUCUGGCCCCUCUGUCUGUCUGGUCUCUGAAGGCUUGUUUUCAUUUAAUUUCUCCCUCAGUGAAGACUGACUCCUCAUCCUUCCUGCUCUGAAUGUGACCUCUGUGUGUAGUCUUUAAGCUCUCAUUAUAGCACUACUGCCUUGACUGGUUCAAAUUCCUACAAUUAAAAUAUGUAUGAUUUCAUGUGAGAGCUCUGAUCCGUAACUAUAGUGUAGUAGACUUGUAAUCCCUGUAAUUGCUUGCUACCGGAGGUGAAACUUGUCCCUUUGAUGUUUCAGCAACUGCUUAAAUAAACUGACUUGUACUGCAUAGUGUUUCAAAUCCUGCUUACGUAUUCAGAAAUGUUGAACAAAACGGUCUACGGCAACUGUAAAGUCUUUAGGGCCGGUUGCCAUCACCUCAGUCUGAUCUCCACAGAAUCAAGAGGGAUCACAUGCAAUAGGUAGGUAGGGCCAUGAUGUUUUCCUGACCAUGUGACCUGACCAGGAAAAUCUUAUGCCCCAGUUAUAGGCUCCAACUAGGGCCUGGUAGAGGUGGCGCUCUGAUCCUUUUGGAGCAAUACCAUUGAUUUUCCAUCAACCCUCCCUGUUUCUUGGUCCUGCAGGAUUACAUUGAAACAGAGAAGCUGCUGGACCAAGACAACGUGAACCAGGAGGCUCUUCUCUCCUAUGCCCGCGAGGCGGCCGACUUUGGCACCAACUACCAGCUGCCCUCUCUGGACUACGCCAUCAACCACUGCAGCCAGCCCGACGUGGCCAUGUUCGACUUCACCUGCAUGUACGCCUCGGAGAACGCAGCGCUGUUCAGGGAGAAGUGCGGACACCAGCUACUGGUGUCUCUGGUGGGGGACAGUCUACUGGAGGUGAGGGGGCUUUACGUCAUACUAGAUGUUUUACUGUUGUGGGUGAUAUGUAUACACAUUAGGUCGCGCCAUAGCAAAAUGGAGCAAAUAAUUUUGCAGCAGAAACCAAAGACAUGCAUUUCUCAUUGGACAACUUCAGGUUUUUCCUCCCUGUUUGGUCCGUUUUCAUUCGUUUGGUGCGCCGGUAUAGAUCACUGUUCAUUUAAUUUCUCGCUCUAGUGCUAGUCAAUUCUCAAAGCUUUGUCUUAAUGCCUCUCUGAAGUCACAGGAGCCAACAGUAAAUGUGGUAUAUGUACAGUAAAAGCACAUCCUUACACACGUUUCAACUUGCUCCUUUUGUGUAGGGAUUGUUUGCCUUUGGGAUGGUUACAGUAUUUUAUUGGGAUCCCCAUACUACAUCAUCUCCUGCCUCACACUUCAGAAACACGAGAUGGCUCCUGCCCUAUGAGCCGUUCAGGCCACCCACCUACAUAAUACAAUACAUAAUACAGGGCAAAUUACAAUACAAGAUAUAUAAAAUGGCUGUGUCUCUUCACAGUCCCCUUUGUGCAGUAAGGUGUUCUUUUAUCUGGUUUUUAAUCUAUUUAAUACUGUGCUUUUCCCAGCCUCUGUUCUGGACCUGGGGACUAUGAAGAGACCUCUGAUUGCAUGUCUUGUGUUGUACCGAUGAGUGUCACCCAGUUUGGUACCUUCAACACCUCGCACAAAGACCAAUUGUGAUGCAGUCAAUCUCUCCUCAACUUUGAGCCAGGAGAGAAUGACAUACAUGUAACUGACAUUUGCCCCCCCCAUGUACAUCUAAAUGCAGUACGUGCCGUUUGUUCUGGACCAACUGCAAUUGACCUAUGUCCCUCUUUGCCGCACAUGACCACACAACUGGGCAGUAGUCCAGGUGCAACAAAACUAGUGCCUGUAGGACCUGUCUGGUCGUCUGAGAUGUCAAGAAAGCAGAGCAACGCCUUAACAUUGACAGACCUCUUCCCAUUUUAGCAACCAUUGAGUCUAUAUGUUUUGACCAUGACAGCUUGCUAUCUAGGGUUACACCCAGCCAUUUAGUCUCCUCAACUUGCUCAAUCGCCCAUUAUUCAAUAAUGGAUCUAAAUUAGGUUUAGCAUUGAGCGAGUGAUUUGUCCCAAAAAAAAUGCUUUUAGUUUUUUUUUAAAAAUAUUUAGCACCAGCCUAUUGCUAGUUACCCAUUCUAAAACUGACUGGAGCUCUAUGUUAAGGGUGUUAGUUAUUUAUUUUACUGUCGUAGCUGACGUGUAUACUUUUGAGUCGUCAGCGUACAUAGACACACAGGCUUUAUUCAAGGUCAGUGGAAGGUCAUUAGAGAAAACAUUAAAACAAUAAUGGCCCAAGCUGGCUGCCCUGCAGUAAACCACACUUAACUGAAUUUGCAUCACAGAGGCGUCCAUUGAAGAAAACCCUCUGUGUUCUAUUAGAUCGGUAACUCUCAAUCCAUGAUAAGGCAGAGGAUGCAAAUCCAUAACACAAGUUUUCAGCAAUACGUUAUGAUCAAUGAUAUCAAAAGCUGCACUGACGUCUAACAAAACAGCUCCUACAAUAUUCUUACUUUCAAUUUCUUUUAGCCAAUCAUCAAUCAUUUGUGUCAGUGCCGAGCAUGUUGAGUGCCCUUCCCUUUAAGCAUGCUGAAAGUCUGUUGUAAAAAUUGUUUCUGUAAAAUAACUUUCUAUUUGGUCAAACACCAUUUUUUUCCAAAAGUUUGCUAAGCCCUGGUAACAGGAUGAUUGGUCGGCUGUUUGAACCAUUACAGGGUGCUCUGCUAUUCUUGGGCAGCGGAAUGACCUUUGCCUCCCUCCAGGUCUGCGGGCACACACCGUCUUCUAGGCUUAAAUUGAAGCUGUGGCAAACCGGAGUCGCAAUGUAUUCCGCUACCAACCUCAGCAAUUUACUAUCCAGGUUGUCAGUACCAGGUGGCUUGUACUUAUUUAUAGAUAGCAAAAACAAAAUCGCCUCAUCUUACUGUAGAUCAAAUUAUCAUGUUUUUCCCACACAUAUUCCCUUUAGGCAGUUUGAGAACAUUCCUAGCUUGCUUGUUGUCGCUGAACUAUUAGUGUGUCUCCUGCUUUGUAUGAGCGUACUGUGUGUAGUGUGUUGACCAAUGUACUCUCUGUCUUCAGCCCUUCUGGCCCAUGGGGACAGGCUGUGCUAGAGGGUUCCUGGCUGCCUUUGACACGGUGUGGAUGGUGAGGGGCUGGGCGCAGGGCAAGACCCAUCUGGAGAUACUGGCAGAAAGGUACAGUAGGCUGGGGAUCGGGGCCUCACUGAGCUCAUGUUUACAUCCAUACAUGGGGCGGCGCACAAUUGGCCCAGCGUCGUCCAGGGUAGGGGAGGGAAUGGCCGGCAGGGAUGUAUCUCAGUUGGUAGAGCAUGGCAUUUGCAAUGCCAGGGUUGUGGGUUAGAUUCCCACGGGGGGCCAGUAUGAAAAAAUAAAAUAAAAAUGUAUUCACUAACUGUAAGUCGCUCUGGAUAAGAGCGUCUGCUAAAUGACUAAAAUGUAAAUGUACACAGACCUACUGUAAAUGGGAUGAGCUUCUAUUGACAUUUUUCUUAAUCCAGGUUAGGAGAGACCGGUUCCAGUCACUUUGAAAAAAUAGCUGUCAGGUGUCUACAUUCAAAUUCUGAUUAGAUCCAUGUUGCUACAUGUUAGCAAAUGUUUGGUUAUCCUAUUAGUGGAAGUUAUGGUGAUUUUGUGUUUACUGUCCCACAGUAUGACAGGUCAUCUGUUGUUCAGCUUUUAACAGAAAAUGAAUGUUUUCAUUUCAUGACAUGUUUGUAGGGAGGGCCUCUACAGGCUAUUACCCCAAACAACGACAGAGAACAUCUCAAAGAACUUUGAUCAGUACACCAUAGACCCGGUAACACGGUACCCCAACCUCAACUCCAGCUGUGUCAAGCCACAUCAG
Messenger RNA from Coregonus sp. 'balchen', 12074 nucleotides. The record is from the annotation of a GenBank genome assembly. NCBI's taxonomy places the organism in Eukaryota, Metazoa, Chordata, Actinopteri, Salmoniformes, Salmonidae.